Molecule: messenger RNA, 1832 nt
Organism: Acanthopagrus latus (yellowfin seabream)
Lineage: Eukaryota; Metazoa; Chordata; Actinopteri; Spariformes; Sparidae
Product: urocortin-2-like
Exons: 2
Coding region: 508-885 (125 amino acids)
Biological process (GO): hormone-mediated signaling pathway; digestion; cellular response to nutrient levels
Cellular component (GO): extracellular region
Molecular function (GO): corticotropin-releasing hormone receptor 2 binding; hormone activity
Source: RefSeq, a predicted model, not a curated record
GAGUGAAUUUUGUUGUUGAAUACAACAUGUUGGUACCUGACUUUUGAUUGGAGACAGUGAGUUUCAGUUGUGCUUUGACUGGGGCAACCAUCCAAUUCAUUACGAACAAACUAUUGUGAUCACCAUUGUGUUAUUUUUAGAAAGAGAAAGACGUCUAUGAGUGUAAAGGAAAUGAGAUGAAAUGAGGGGAGGGUGAUGGGGUGUAGAAAUGUAAAAGAUAAACAGAGCGGGGAAGGGGCAGUGUCACAGUGAAGACCGACGUGGAUGAAGGCGAAGUCGUGGACGAGCAGGCAAAAGUCCAGUUGAGCAUCCGACUGCAUGCUGGAUUGGUCGCUCCUCCAGUAGCUCAAGAAGAAGCCAGGAGACAAAAGAUAGAGCAAGACAGGAUAUCAGGGGUCAAAGACAAGAGCUCAUUAGAAAAGCCCCGCUAUUUACCAGAGGAAGAAGUGCCUUUUUGUCAAGUUACCAGCUUUUCAAUCAUUGGUGACACACGACAGAGUCCUGACCAUGACAAGUGUGCGUGUAUGUUUCUGCCUGGCUCUGCUGCUGCCUUGGUGUGUCCAGAGCCAGAGGAGCAGUCCCAUUCUUGCCAGACUGGAUGAAGACACACAGAGGGACUUGCUGGCUGUUGACAUCCUGAAUCGCAGUGGUCUGUUGAACUCAAUGCUCCGAUCAGAGCCUCAGGCUGUGCUCCGGCGAGCACGAGCUCCACGUCCGGCUUCCCAGGUGCCAAAGAGAGCCCAGCAGGGGUCCCGCUUCGCCCUGUCCCUCGAUGUUCCCACCAGCAUCCUCAGUGUCCUCAUAGACCUGGCCAAGAACCAGGACAUGAGGACCAAGGCAGCAGCCAAUGCAGAACUGAUGGCACGAAUAGGCAAGAGGAAAUAAGAAGCAGGGCCCCAGGGAGCCGUCAGGGGCUCGAUGGACAAAAUCUCACCUCACAGAGGAGCUAACUUCUUACAUUGUGGCACUAGCAUUUGGUUAGAAACAAUGUUAGUUCAGCAGUCGUUUAGAGCUUAGAUCUGCUUUACUUUUAUACUUGUGUUACAUUAUUAUAUUACUUACCUCAUUCCGCACCCAUACCACUCCAUCGACUGACUUGAAAUAGAGGUAAUUAAAAAGAACGAUGUAAAACAAACAGACAAUGCAAACGAUGUCAAAUGAUGCAAGAUGAAGCAGGUCUUUUGUCUCACCCACGGGUCACACACUGUGAUCACGUUCUCAAAUCUGUUUCUUGUGUUUGUAUGUGUAGUCUUGAGUUCAGAGCAAAGGUUGUUCAAUUAAAUCCAAUAUGAUACUCAUAUUUUUUUUCUCAAGUCUAAUUCAUUCCACUCUGCACUGAUAUCAGGCACGCUUAGUAUAAUUACAAGCAUCAGCAACCCAUAAAGCACAAAUGAAUGGGUCUGAGCCAAGUGAGCCUGCGUCACCCACAGCACACUCUGAUAUGUGAUAACAGGACAAAGGCGUGGGCAGGAUAUUGACCUCUGAAAGAAGAACAGACCCUUUCUUCAGACCUUAAAUACUUGAUACAUUUGGCAAACAAGUCGCAGCUAUUUUAAGUCUUGUGCAUUAUCUGCUCUCCAUUAGACAAUAUCUGUAGCAUGAUUCAUCUGCACUCCUGCACUGAGCAUGAAAUGUGAAGCAACAGAGUGAAAUAAAUGUUCAUCUGAUUUACAUUUGAGUUUGUUCUGUUUUACGCCGGUCAUGUCAUCACUUCAAACUGUGGUAGCUUCAGUCCUAUAAUAUAACAUGAUGCAGCCACUGUUACCACUACUGGGCAUCACAGGAAACGCUUCAACCACAUUUAUCCAGCAAUUAUUCAGACAUUAGCAUUU